CACUUCUACUGUGCUUCAUUUUAGAAGACUUCAUCACUUGGAACGAUAAUUGCAGGUUCUCAUCAACAACAAAGAAGUCGAAUCAUGUCCGAAUCUCCGCAUCGAAAGCGGGGAUUGUUCGCAACUAAUCGACAAUAUUAUCGGAAAUCGAAAUCGCCACUCAAGAAAAGGGGGCUUUCGUCGAAAAGUACAACGAAUGGUAUUUCUCCCUUCAGUAGCGUUAGAAGGCGUACUGCCCAAUAUGAAGAAAAUAUAAGCAAAAACAAUUUCUCAAAAGACAGUUCUGCGAAAUCCGAUACAGUUUCGUUUCCAGAAUCUACCGAUGAUUGCAAGGAAAACAAUUUCAUUGGAUCCACAAACGUCGAAAUCAAGUCCUACAGUCCAUUGACAGUAGAUACUAAUGCCCCCAUACAUCCUCUCCAGUUUCCAAUGGAGGAAAAUGCGGGAAACGAUGGAUAUAUCCCAAGGACCACUUCUCCAGGCCAUAACAGCCUUCCAAUUUCAUCCCCUACCAUAGGUCGGCUUUCCCACUCACCAAGUCAGCAGCCUCAACCUCCAAACCAUAUGGAUAUUAGAUUCGAUCAUGGUUCUCCUAGUAUUCUUGGUACGCCCACCUCGAAAUAUACGAGUCUUUCAGAUACGAAAGUAAAGAAGAAACACAAUGACGGUGUUCGAAAAAUGAAGUCUCCAUUUAAAAUUGGAGGUGUAAUAAGUCCAAACAUUAAGUCUCCGUUCAAAGUUGGAAGUUCACUCAGUCCGAAUACUUAUUCGAAGACUAGGAACAGAAAAUUCGACUUCAACGGGGAUGGAUCAUCAGGUUCUACAUACCUUUUGGGCACUUUGGGUGAAAGAUUGGAUAUUCAUGAAUUCAACCAUGAAAAUGGCCCGGAARCUACAAUUUUGUUUGAAGAGUCAAGUAACGGAGAUGACGAACUUGGUGAACUCGGCGAUAAGUCAGUGAGGACCUCUAAGAAAGAUGAGAACGUUAUCAAGAAGAGAACAGGCAUUGAAAACGGCAAGAARCGUGAUGGCUUUGUACAAAUAAUGUCACGCAGUCGACCCCCGAGUGAACUGCAUGGUCUUUGUACCUCUAUGACUACCACGGAUGAUUUGAUCAAGGCCAAGUCGCUUCUUUUUGGCAUCCCUCUACAUCAGGCCACGAGACGCAACUAUAAAGGAGAAACUAUUCUCCAUGGUUUUUCCAACAACAAAGCUCUAGCAACCAUCAUCGGUAACCCGAAUAAUGAGCAUUAUGAAACGAAAGAUUUCCUCACACUMUUUCGUCAGCCAAGCGUUGAUAAAGGUUCAACAGAUCAAUUAAACGAAUUGGUGGAAACUUUCCUUGUUGAUGAACUUCUACCCUCCUUUUUUGGAGCACCCAUAGCACAAGAUGAUAGUGGCCAAAUACCAUUUGAAGCUGGUYUGAUCGAUUGGGUUGCUACAUGCCACAAGGAAAUGUAUGGAAUUUCUGCUGAGAUCGGUACUGGUUACUUUUCAACCUACUCGCAUCGAGUCAGCGACGUUGUUACCCAAGCGUGGGAGUCUACAUCAACAACAAUYUUAAGUGCGAUUCCUUUUGGYAACAGAUCAGCAACAAAAAUGUUGAAAAAACAGUGUCAGGGGGAUUCCCAUUUAGAUCUGGAAAGAGGGGAUUCAAUGAGUAGCUCAGGGAGUAGUACGACGUCAGGAUCAAUUGGAAAAUCUAAGUUUAGUCCCCAUGCUCGAUUCUGCUUACGGAUGCUUUCUUUGAUUCUCGAUGAAUUUGAAAAGUUCACAGAAGGGUUUAGAAGUAUGGGAGUGAAUCACCAGAUGGAAAAAUAUGGUAGAGCCAUCAAAGGAAUUCAACAGCUCGAAAAUGUCACUGGUCCCCUCGAUCUUUGCGGAAGAGUGGUUGAGAAAAUUGCGUCUAUUCCGAACCUUCUGGAAGUGAUUUUCUCUAUCAACAAUGAUAUUGACCUUGACUUCGUUCURUCGACRAAAAUAAUCAAGCGAGUCCUACUGGAUAAACAUUCUGUAGGACCAUGGUUGACUCAAAUGUUACAAAGUCCACAGCGACAACUCUCUAAGCGUGCUAUCCUUUAUCUUCAAACUGUGUCGUCAUUGUGCUCUGGGAGUCAGAAGGGUAACGAUAAGAAUGGAAAGGAAGAAUCGCAACCCGAAGUUGCUUACUAUGACGAUCUCAUCGACGAAGUUAGCCGUUUAGAUGAUUUCAUUCCUUCGUUGCUAGCACUUGGUGAUAAUGUCAUUGAGGAAAUAUCGACAUCUCUGAUUGUGAAGAAAGUGAUGGAUAGAAUGAUUGCCCGACCUUUCGUUGCAACUGUUGUAUUUUGCGAUGCCAUCUUUUUGUUUCUUAUGAUCGCAGGAUUUCGGGCAGCUGUGAAUGGUAUGAUUAUGGGCGAUGAUUUGGACACAGUUCUCGCGUGGAUAUAUGUUGUAAGUUGGCUAUAGAAUGAGCUGGCAUAAUUUUCGUUUGUUGGAGAGCGACUCACCAAAAAAAAUUGCAGUCCAAUACUGGAAUCUUUUACUUUAUUAUCAGCGAAAUCGGAAAAUUUGUCAGCCUCUUCCUACUCUCAAAACAUUCAAGAAAUUAUAUUUUGUCGUUUUGGAAUUUGGUUGAUUUCCUCGCUAUUUUACUUGCAGCAAUCUCAUCAAUCACGAUGCGAUGGCAAUUUACUAUCAGCGACGAGACGGGUAUCGAAGACAACGAUGCUUUGCGUGGACUACUAGCUGUGACUACGGGACUUCUAUACCUUCGAGUUUUGAAUUUCCUCAAGGCUAUCAACAUGCAGUUGGCGACUUUCGUCCUUGCUAUCGUCCAAAUUACAAAAGAUAUCUUCUGGUUCUGCAUCAUUUUGUUGACGCUGAUCAUAUCUUUUUCCCAGAUGUUCUUCACAAUUUUGGCUCCUCCGUCAUGUGCUACGAAAGAUAAUUCGGGCCUUCAAUGUCAACAAACCGAAUAUCUUCUUGGUGUCUAUUCCAUCCUUCUUGGGGAUUUCGGGAUUUUUUCAAGGGAGGAUUUUGCAACCGGGUUCUCAGUUUUCCUUGUGGUCUUAUACACAUUUUUGGUCACCGUGGUACUCUUAAACGUUCUAAUUGCCAUUGCAUCUGAUAGCUACGAAAAGUGCUUGAUAAAAUCACAAAAACUCUUUGGAAGAGCCCGGGUAAUGCUAAUAGCAGAGCUUGCCUCUUUCCAAAGCCUUCUGCGCAGAAGGGAUCAAGAUACUGCGACACUAGAAUCUAAUGCGGGAGRAGGGAUUGUCUACAGCAAAUGGUGGACAAGCGUAGGUCUGACACAUAACUGGAGUCGUGGAUCUGUGCUAUUCUUUUGGUUAUCCAUGCUCGUCAUAGUAAGUAUAUGGUUGGCUCAGCUAAUGUGAAUUGAGGGCAAUGCACAGUAUAUUUCAGUUUCUCACAGUGAUACUAAACGAUUGAAACUCCGUUGAUAAUUAGGUUUGUUGGACAUUCGCUGAAUUGGUAGGUUACGUGCAGGGUGUCAAGGUCGGUUCUCUGAUUAUGAGUUUCUCGAGCGUCUUGAUCAACAUAACGCUGUACAUCGUAAUAAUGUUCUUUCUCGAUCGUAAUCCAUCAGCUAAAUCGCUGGAUGGAAACGAUGGCUGGGCAAUUGGCUUACAAAAAACCGUUCAUUGGGUACUUGGCGUAUCGCGAAGGUCUCAAAAGGUUUCAAGUAAGCAUUCGAGAGGACAAGAUGAAUGGCAUGGCCGAGUUGAGUUUUUGCAACGCGAAAUGGAUCGGAAUGCAAAGARAAAUGCAGAACUAAUGAAGUCGCAGUCCAAAAGUUUACAGAACAUAAUGAACAUGUCUGAGACGAGAGUGAGGACAGAAAUCAAUCAAAUCGACGACAAGUUCAAACUGUUGGAGGCCUCUGUGCAAGAUGAAGUGAAUGGGACAAGAGAGUUGAAUGCCAAUUUGAUGAGUGCAGUAAGAGAACUUAGACRAUUGAUCUCCCUCGCCGAAGGGUCGAGCAAUGGAAGCGAUUCUCCUCCCAGCAUUCCAAUCGAGGUAAACCUUGGAAGUGAAUAAAAAAUCAUUUUAUAAAUUAAAAAGGGAAUUACAGAGGGGAAACGCAGUUUCAGUGUGUUGAGUUGGCGACUUAUYGAAGGCCAGGGAUCUAAGAUGACAACUCAACUCAAGAGAAGCAAAAAGKUUAUGUUUCCACACACAUGGCAUUAAUUUAAGAGUAUGCAAAUAUUCUACAAAUAACAAGAAAUUUAGUUA
Molecule: messenger RNA, 4236 nt
Organism: Pseudo-nitzschia multistriata
Lineage: Eukaryota; Bacillariophyta; Bacillariophyceae; Bacillariales; Bacillariaceae
Source: the annotation of a GenBank genome assembly